Manihot esculenta (cassava) is the source of this 1521-nucleotide messenger RNA. RefSeq names its product probable protein phosphatase 2C 11. Gene Ontology annotation, cellular component: cytosol; nucleus. NCBI's taxonomy places the organism in Eukaryota, Viridiplantae, Streptophyta, Magnoliopsida, Malpighiales, Euphorbiaceae. The transcript has 9 exons. Bases 376 to 1206 code for a protein of 276 amino acids. Gene Ontology annotation, biological process: protein dephosphorylation. Gene Ontology annotation, molecular function: cation binding; protein serine/threonine phosphatase activity. The record is from RefSeq and is a predicted model, not a curated record.
UGCAGGCAAGGAGAAGUAGAAAUAAUAAGAAAUACAGGAGGCAAAGCGGCAGCAGCAGCAAACGCAAGAAUUAAUCGCUUCCCGUAGCCGUAAAAGUACAGAUUCCUCCGCCGCUACUUCCACCCUUUACCCUUUUUACCGAUUUUCUUUUUGAUUGUUCUCCUGAUCAACAAUCUGACGGACUCCGCUUCUCUCCUCUCCCUCGAGCCUGCCUCCCCCCGAGGGGAUGCCGAUUCUGAGGCUUCCCAACUUACAUUACAACCAGCAGCUUCACAACUGCCGGCACCGGCACCGGCACCUCCACCUCCACCGUCAAUAUCAGCCGAACCAGCAGUGUUGCCUCAGUCGCAAUCAUUAUCAUCGCUCUCGGACGCUAUGAUUUCGAAUAGGGAUCCUAAUGCUCUUUUCAGCGGCGGCGGUAUUAGCUUUCUCUCUGGAGGCCAGAAUGCAAAAUUCAGUUAUGGAUAUUCAAGUUUUAAGGGCAAAAGGGCUUCUAUGGAGGAUUUCUAUGAGACCAGGAUAUCUGAAGUCGAAGGUGAAAUGGUUGCCUUCUUUGGUGUUUUUGAUGGUCAUGGAGGUGCUAGAACUGCUGAAUAUCUGAAAAACAACCUUUUUAGGAAUUUGAGUACCCAUCCGGACUUUAUUAAAGACACAAAAACAGCUAUUGUUGAAGCAUUUAGGCAAACGGAUGCUGAUUACCUCAAUGAAGAAAAAGGCCAGCAAAGAGAUGCUGGGUCAACUGCAUCAACUGCUGUGCUCUUAGGGAAUCAGCUCCUUGUUGCAAAUGUUGGUGAUUCUAGAGUGGUAGCCAGUAGAGCUGGUUCAGCUAUUCCAUUGUCUAUUGAUCACAAACCAGAUAGAUCUGAUGAGCGCCAAAGGAUUGAAGAUGCUGGAGGUUUUAUCAUAUGGGCAGGAACAUGGCGGGUUGGUGGUGUUCUUGCUGUUUCUCGUGCAUUUGGUGACAAAUUACUUAAGCCUUAUGUUGUUGCUGAGCCAGAAAUUCAGGAAGAAGAAAUUGAUGGUGUUGAUUUUAUAAUUAUUGCAAGCGAUGGGCUGUGGAAUGUCUUGUCAAAUGCGGAUGCAGUUGCUUUAGUGCAGGACAUAACAGAUGCAGAAGCAGCAUCAAGAAAACUAAUACAAGAAGCUUAUGCAAGGGGAAGCUCUGAUAACAUUACUUGCAUUGUAGUUCGAUUCGACAAUUCAUGAGCGAGCAAAUUAAUAUUUUAAGAUAUCAUCAUCCCAAGCCAUAAUGGAAGAAGUCUCCAGUGGUGCCGUUGGAUAGACUGUGAUAGGUGUUACAUUUGCAGACUAACAGCUGAAUUUCCAAGUUUGGUGUAGAUCCAUCUAUGUGUUUGUUUAUGGUUGGCUUCAUUUUACCUUGAUGUAAAAGAUUGUGUUGUUCUUGUGGCCUCCAUUCAUCAAGAGAUUAGCCAUGUCGGGGACUGUCGAACUUGACUGGUCUUUCAGAAACAAAAACAUGGUAAAUUACAGAUUAUACAUUUUGUAUGACUUGCAGUUUAA